AUGGGCGACCGACCAAGACAUUCCUUUUCUGAUAGAGACAGAGACAGACGAGACUAUGACAGAGACGACCGAAGAGACCGUGAUUCUCAUAGAGAACGCGAUCGAGAUAGAGAUCAUCGAGAUAAAAGAAGCACUAAUGGUCGAGAUUACGACACAUCACAACAGUCAUCACGACAUCGCCCAGAUGGUGACUCGUAUAGUAAACGAGGCUCAAGACGUGACGGUCCCAGAACUGAUCGAUAUCCUGAAGAUUCCAGUACUCGGGAACUGUCGUCUCGUCGUGAUGAAUCUAGAAGACCAUCGUCCAGAUACGAUGAUAGAAGACGUGAUGAAGGCUCAUCAUCAAGGCAUCGUGAUGAAGGAUCAUCAAGGCUACGGGACGAAAUGGAUGUGGAUGCUAGAUCGUCUUCUCAGCCUAGAACUCCUGGUGAACGUGUAGGCUCUCCCAUAACGGAAGACGGGGUAAGAAGUAAUAGUAAUCCUCCGGUAAUGGAUGGUAUUCCAACAUCUCAGCGCUCAGAUUCGAUGCACACUGAUGCAAAAAACCACGAUGCUCCUUCCUCCUGUUCUACUUCUCAAGUAAAGAGCUCAAAAAGGAAGUCGUCAUCGUCACGAGCGGAUGGACCAUCUGUACGCCAGGAACCAGCUCCAGUAGUCAAGGAUCCUGAGCUGGAUGCGUAUGAAGAAAAGGUUCGUCAACGCAAAGAGAGAUUGGAACAAUGGCGUCGUGAACGUGAAGCUCAGAAAGCUGAGAGCGAGUCUGCCUCUGCUGUUGCUGCUUCGUCUGCUUCUGCUAUGCAGCAAGAUGAGGAAGAAGCCAAUAGUAAACGUAAAGCUUGGAAUUUAGAGGAUGACGACGAAGACGACGAAGAUGCAACAUCUCGUCUAGCCUCUCCUAGUGUCAAUGGUCUCCCUAUGGCUCCAGUUCUCAAAUCCUUGGCCACGACUCCAAUAUUAUCAAGAGCUUCGUCACCACAACUACGGGCUCAAUCACCUGUUGCUGCUUCACCAGUACAGCUUCCAGUAUCAACAAAACCUGUAGUUAAUAAGCCAAUAAGUCGUAUAAUAGGCAAACCUGUCAAGGGCAGUAUCACAUUCAAAUCUCCCAUGGCGUCAUCCAAACCCACUAUAAUCAAACCUAAAGUAUCACUCGACGACGAUGAUGAAGACGACGUUUUGUCAGGCCUGUCAUCAAGACGAGCCAAAAAGUUGCCCAGACUGGAUGAAACACCAGUCGCAGUGAAGAUGGACGUGGACAAUCAAGAAGAUGUCACCGAUGCACUCGAAACAUAUAUGGAAGAUGUGCAUAAAGAUGUAGCUAAAGUAGUUGAAGAAGAAAAUGCUAAAGCUAUCGCAUCCAAAGGUACGGCUGUGGACGAUGCUACCACUGUCGCUGAAGGAGAAACCAACAAUGAUAAUGAUGAAGAAGAAGAGGCCGAGUCUAGUGAUGAUGAUAUUAUGGGACGAGUCAGGAAACAACUAGCCUCUAAGAAGAAGGACUUUGCCCAAGUAAAUCAUUCCCUUAUGAACUAUGAGGAAAUCCGUAAAGACUUCUUUGUAGAACCACCGGACUUGGCCGCUAUGACUCCUGGUGAAGUAGAAUUGCUACGAGCUGAAUUGGAUGGUAUCAAGAUUCGAGGGGUCAAUCCUCCCAAACCAGUAGUAAAAUGGACUCAGUUUGGUCUACCUUCCGUAGUAUUCAAUGUCGUCACUCGUAGUCUGAAGUAUGAAAAACCGUCACCAAUUCAAGCACAAUCUAUACCUGCCAUCAUGAGCGGCCGUGACGUUAUAGGCAUUGCCAAAACAGGAUCUGGUAAAACCAUGGCAUUCCUUCUACCCUUAUUUAGACAUAUAAAAGAUCAACGACCUCUGGAACAGGGAGAUGGUCCUAUUGCCUUGAUUAUGACACCCACUCGUGAAUUGGCCGUACAAAUAUACAAAGAUGCUAAACAUAUAACCAAAGUCAUGGAUUUGAGAGCUGUAUGUGCCUAUGGUGGAUCACCUAUAAAAGAUCAAAUAGCAGAGCUGAAACGGGGUGCUGAAAUCAUCAUUUGUACUCCUGGUCGAAUGAUUGAUUUGCUCACUGCCAACUCAGGACGGGUCACGAAUCUGAAACGAGUCACAUACCUAGUAUUGGAUGAAGCGGAUCGUAUGUUUGAUAUGGGAUUUGAACCUCAAGUCAUGAAGAUUGUAAAUAAUGUAAGACCUGGUCGGCAAACUGUCUUGUUCUCUGCUACCUUUCCACGUCAAAUGGAAGCGCUAGCUAGGAAAAUCCUCACCAAACCAUUAGAAAUCGUAGUAGGUGGUCGAUCGGUAGUCUCAAAAGAUGUGACUCAAAAUGUGGAAGUCCUUGAAGAGGACGACAAGUUUGUACGCUUGUUAGAUAUUCUAGGGCGUCAAGCUGCCCUCGAUGCAGAUGCCAAGAGUCUGAUAUUUGUAAAUCAGCAUGACGCCGCUGAUAAUUUAUAUCGUGACUUGAUGAAGCGUGGAUAUCCUUGUCUAUCUCUACAUGGUGGUAAAGAUCAACAGGAUCGAGAUUCGACUAUAGCUGACUUUAAAGCUGGUGAUGUCAAUAUCAUGAUUGCUACAUCGGUAGCUGCUCGUGGUCUCGACGUCAAAAAUCUCACUCUUGUGAUAAAUUACGAGUGUCCAAAUCAUAUGGAAGACUAUGUCCAUCGAUGUGGUCGUACCGGUAGAGCAGGCAAUAAAGGAGAAGCAUAUACAUUUAUAACGCCACAGCAAGAUCGAUAUGCUGUUGAUAUAGUCAAGGCUCUGAAAAUGUCUGGUGCUACUAUACCAGAAGCUGCUCAAAAGCUCUCUGACGAAUUCAUGGCCAAAGUAAAAGAUGGUAAAGCUACCUUUACUGCCAGUGGAUUCGGUGGUAAAGGUCUGGAAAAGCUGGAUAAAGAACGAGAUCAAGUCAAAAAGAUGCAGAAACGAGAACAUGGUGGUGAAGAAGCUGCUGAUGACGAUGACGAAGAAACAGAUGAGGAAGAUAUAUUCGAAGAUGAUGGAGACUUUAAAUUCCGUUCUCGACCAGUUGGUAAAUCUGCCAUUGUCGAAGCUAUGAAGAAGGAACAAUUAUCAGGAUCACCACAACCACCUGUCGUCACACCGGCCAUACCCGUAAUUAGUAAUGCAGGUCUCGAAACUGGUCUUAGACCGGAGGUACAAGCAACCAUAACAGCUGCUGAUACACCAGAUGAAGCCAGACGCAAAGCAGCUGCUAUAGCACAACGGUUAGCUGCUCGAGCCAUAUUGAACGAUUCGGGCAAGAAGGGUACUCGACCUGGAGAGCCUGAAGCAGCAUUUGCCAUGGAGAUUGAAAUCAAUGAUUUCCCACAGAAAGCUAGAUGGAAGGUCACCAAUAAAGAAAACAUUUCUCAGAUUGUGGAACGUACUGGUGCUGCCAUUACUACUCGUGGAUUGUAUUUCGCUCCCGGAACAAAUCCUGGUCCAAAUGAUAGGAAGCUGUAUUUGUUGAUUGAAGGACCAGAUGAGCACACACUCUCUUUAGCCAGAAAAGAAAUCCGUCGCACGCUAGAGGAAGCUACUGCUAUGGCUCUUGAGCAUGAAGAAAAGGAUCCACAACGUGGUAAAUUCCGUAUCACGUUUUGA
Synchytrium microbalum is the source of this 3618-nucleotide messenger RNA. RefSeq lists its product as uncharacterized. Gene Ontology annotation, cellular component: nucleus. The coding region runs from base 1 to 3618 and encodes 1205 amino acids. The transcript is spliced from 4 exons. Lineage: Eukaryota; Fungi; Chytridiomycota; Chytridiomycetes; Synchytriales; Synchytriaceae. The record is from RefSeq and is a predicted model, not a curated record. Gene Ontology annotation, biological process: mRNA splicing, via spliceosome. Gene Ontology annotation, molecular function: ATP binding; nucleic acid binding; RNA helicase activity.